GCCGCUGUCCCAUCCAUCCAUCCACCACGACGCUUAUAUCCGGGUCAACGGACAGAGCUGGUGUACCUGCGUCGUCUCACUCGCGGACCUGGCUGAAUUCGGUGUAUUAUAUAGUUCAUCGUGUAAAGCAAAUGUCCCAACUUCUGAAAGAGAUCCUGUCGGCUUCACCCUGAGAUCCGUCCACAUACCUCUGCUUGGGAGAAAAACCAAAACACAUCUCUGACCAGAUGUGUCGACCACAGUGUGAGACGGUUUCUAUUUUAGGAAGCAGAAACGAUUCUUCAGGGAAUAAGAGGGUUUUCCAUUGUGACCUCCCAGGUGGGGUUUGAGAAAGAGAGGUCAAAGACUCACCACCCAGCGUCAGUGGGAAAAAAAGAUCUCACAAUAAAAUGUGACUCUCGUCUUCGUCCAACUCGCUGGGCAAUCUCUCCAACAUUCCUUCUUGUUUGUCGUCAUGGUGCCAGCAGGACAGCCCCGCUAUAUAAGGUCCUCCUCGCCGCAGUCCUGAGCCAGAACGACAAAGAGAGAACAACCUUCUGCUACGCCACAGCCAGAGAAGAAGGCGCAUUUCACCCUGAACCAAAGGACUCGCAUCAGAUCCUGUUAAGACAACUCAACACUUCCUUGACUGCAGAUACUUUUUGAUUCUGCUCUUCUUAACAUGAAUAUGUCCAGUAUUUCGAAGAGAGCUCUAUUUGUCAUUUUUUUAACAGCACAGGUGUUAACAGUAGUCUGGUGCCAGGCAUGUCCCCGGAGAUGCCAGUGCCCUAAGGAGCCCCCCAUGUGUCUUCCUGGGGUGCCCCUGAUCCUGGACGACUGUGCCUGCUGCCUGGUGUGCGCUCGUCAGAAAGGACAGUUCUGCUCUGAAAUGAACCCCUGCGACACACGUAAAGGACUGCAGUGUGACUACACAGCCGACGUCCACAAGAGGACCGGUAUCUGUGCAGCUCCUGGGGGGGUUGUGUGUGUUUUGGGUGGUGCCGUCUACCAGAACGGCCAGACCUUCUUCCCCAGCUGCAAGUACCAGUGUAUGUGUCGCGACGGACAGAUCGGCUGUGUGCCGCGCUGCAACCUGGACGUGAUGUUGCAGGGGCCCGACUGCCCCAUGCCACGGAGGAUCCAGGUGCCCGGGGAGUGCUGCGAGAAAUGGGUGUGUGAGCCCCAAACUGAGGCCAGUGCACUGGGCGGCUUUGCCAUGGCGGCCUAUCGUCAGGAAGAGACGGUGAGCUUCGACAAUUGGGACCCGAGCCUGAAUUGCAUUGAGCAGACCACAGAGUGGGGUGCCUGCUCCCAAAGCUGUGGCAUGGGGGUGUCCACCAGAGUGACCAAUAAGAACCGUCGGUGUGAAAUGGUGAAGCAAAGCCGACUGUGUAUGAUCAGACCCUGUGACAACCUGCAGGACCAGAUGCAGCUGGCACAGCUUUCAACAAAGAGAGGCAGCAAGUGCCAGAGGAUGGUGAAGAGCAACGAAGCCGUCCACCUCUCCUAUAAGAACUGCACCAGUGUCCAGGCCUACAAGCCUCGCUACUGUGGCUCCUGCACAGACGGACGCUGCUGUACCCCCCACAGAACCAAGACGGCCCUGGUGGACUUCCAGUGUGCCAAUGGUAAAACCGCCAGGAGGCCGGUCAUGGUGAUCCUGACCUGUGCUUGCCACAGCCACUGCCCCCGAGACAACGCUGUGUGGCAGCCCUCAGGGCUGGGAUACAGCAGCAUGAGGUUAUAGGUCAUAGUCACUAUCAGAUAACAAUGAGGUUAUAAUGUAGAGUCAAUCUAGAUUGUAGCUGAAGACUGGGUCUCUAAAUGUAGGGAUUCCUUGAGGUUGUGUGAAGCACGUUAGCAUCCUUUUUCUUAAAAAACUUGAGUUGCAUUAACUCUAAAUUUUAGAUUAAGAUGGUAUAAAAAAUUUGUAUAAGACUGCACAACCUAAUAUAUACAGUAUGUAGGCCUAUAACUUAAGACAUGUCCAUUAAUAAAUCAUUUCUCCUUGUUAUUUUGGGGAUGAGAUCUUAGAGAAUUCAAUAGCUCUAUAUCUGAGAGGGAUUUAACCAACAUCCUGUGGACAAAUUAGCAUCAUCUUCACUAUGAAUAAGCACUUAAACCUGGCAAAUACGGGGGAAGUUUUGGCAAUAUAUCGCAGCCAGCAGCUUCAAGUACUGUAUGUCUUUUAAGUUCAUCACUUGCUGUACUGUGACACCUUAAUCUCAAAAAAACAACACCUUUAAUAAUAACACUUUAAUCCCAUUAUUUUUGCAUUGAUAAAAUAGAAGCAGCAACAAGGCAAAAGGAAAUAGAGGAUUAUAAGGUGAGCUGUUAACCUUUUCUAGCACUGCUCUGGGAAUUUUCCAACUAUGGGACACAUUUUUGAAAUAACUGGACUGUAUACUUUGACCUGGUCCCAACUAAGGGCUCAAAUUAUUAAAGACAGGUCACUGUGGUGACUUAGUGUCAUUUCUAACAUCUCCCUAAAAUCCUACUCCUGUUGCAAAAUGCAGAACAUGUAUGUUCCCUACAAUUAAUGCAAAUGUAUGUUGUUUUUGUGGUGUAGAAAGGAUAUUAUUCCUCUUUUUUUUCCAAAAGUAGUGCACACGAACUCCAGCUAAUUUUAUGAUGACAAAAGUUUUGUAAAUACUUGCUGUGUAGAUAGCUUGUUUGACUGAGUGUGUAUGAAAUACACAGUGUUAAUCGGUAACAAUGUAAACAUGAAUUGUAUAUAUUGGUAUGGUAUUUUUUUCCUGCUACUUGAAUUAAACUUCACACUGCUUGUUUCUGUAUCCGUCGAAACAAUACUACAAAACCCAACAUGAAAUAAAUGUGUAUUUUUUUUA
Molecule: messenger RNA, 2828 nt
Organism: Scophthalmus maximus (turbot)
Lineage: Eukaryota; Metazoa; Chordata; Actinopteri; Pleuronectiformes; Scophthalmidae
Product: CCN family member 3-like
Exons: 7
Coding region: 662-1726 (354 amino acids)
Biological process (GO): signal transduction; cell adhesion
Cellular component (GO): extracellular region; extracellular matrix
Molecular function (GO): heparin binding; integrin binding
Source: RefSeq, a predicted model, not a curated record